AUGUUGGAGUCGAAGUCGAGGGGUGGUGGUUUCUACGAUUUGGGAGUUUCUAAUUUUGGAAGUUCUAUUUCUGGGCUUUUUGGUUCAUUUGUUGAAGAAGCAAGAAUUUUGAUUUGUGGAGAUAUUAAAAUUGGGAAUGGAGAAAUCCUCUACCUUGAAAUCAUCUGCCCCAACCAUGGAGGAGCAGGAGGUAGUGGUGGACUUGGUGGAGGACUGGGAGGUGGAGCUGGCGGUGGACUGGGAGGAGGAGCUGGGGGUGGACUUGGUGGAGGAGUAGGAGCAGAAGGCGGUGGUGGAGGCAACUGUGGAUGUUUAGGCGAUGGUGCAGGUGGUGUAAUCAUGGAGUUUCACUUUGUUCUUAUCUUUGCUUCAUCUCUUUCACUGUCAAAAUCAAAUCAGGGUAUUGAGCAUUCUAUUUCAAGAAAUCUUAAAGAAGAUCAACCUCAAAUUCCUGAAGUUAAUUAUUCUAGAGAGAGGAGUCGGGCUGCAUGGAAAGUUAUAGAAGAGUAUCUUAUGCCAUUUUUGGAAUGA
Messenger RNA from Fraxinus pennsylvanica, 531 nucleotides. The record is from the annotation of a GenBank genome assembly. NCBI's taxonomy places the organism in Eukaryota, Viridiplantae, Streptophyta, Magnoliopsida, Lamiales, Oleaceae.